Messenger RNA from Mizuhopecten yessoensis (Yesso scallop), 1937 nucleotides. Its product is annotated as transforming growth factor-beta-induced protein ig-h3-like. Lineage: Eukaryota; Metazoa; Mollusca; Bivalvia; Pectinida; Pectinidae. The record is from RefSeq and is a predicted model, not a curated record. The transcript has 13 exons. Bases 41 to 1774 code for a protein of 577 amino acids.
AAAAAGCAGUUCUAGCAACUAUAGUUCGUGAGGACGCACCAUGCUUCGUGUACUCUGUCUCGCUCUAGCCUUGCAGGCCGUAUUAGGGGGCAACCUGGUACAAGUGUUACAGUCCGAAGGAGAGUCCACGCUGGUCAGCCUAGUACAGAAAGCAGGCCUAGCUGAUGCUUUAGGACAAGGAACUUUUACCAUUUUCGCUCCGACCAAUGCUGCCUUCGCUAAGCUGCCGGCAGAUCUUCUUGCCUCCCUCAGCAAUGACGUCGAUGCUCUCGCCAAUGUUUUGAAAUAUCACGUGGUUCAGGGAUCUAUCCGGAAACAGGACGCUUCCAACGAAGCCCAACUUGAUACAUUGGCUGGCAAAAAAAUCAGGCUCAACAUCUACAGUCAUAACAAUGAAGUUACAGUGGAAGGGUCCAAGAUAACUGACUUUGACCUUCGAGCGGACAAUGGAUACGUCCACAUCAUUGAUACAGUGAUGCUACCACCAGAGGGCAGCAUCGUCGAUAUAGUUGCCGGUGCCACAGAGUUAUCCACCUUGUUGUCAAAAGUCAAAGCAGCAAACCUGGUAUCAGCUCUACAAGGAGAUGCUCUCACCGUAUUCGCACCAACAGAUGACGCAUUUGCACGUCUAGGAACAACAGUAUUGAACAACCUCGCCAAUGACCCCAAGCUUCUAAAAGAAAUUUUGGAAUACCAUGUUGUCCCACACACCGAGUACUCUGCCGGUCUAUAUAACAGAGAAUACGUGAGGACACUGGACACACGUCAUGACGUCAUCAGAAUAGGCGUAUCUGGCUCAUCAGUCUACGCGAACAACGCAAAAGUGACCAAGGCCGACAUUAACGCCAGUAAUGGAGUUGUCCACAUAAUUGAUCACGAGCACAUCAUGCUUCGUGUACUCUGUCUCGCUCUAGCCUUGCAGGCCGUACUAGGGGGCAACUUGGUACAGGUGUUACAGUCCGCAGGAGAGUCCACGCUGGUCAGCCUAGUACAGAAAGCAGGCCUAGCUGAUGCUUUAGGACAAGGAACUUUUACCAUUUUCGCUCCGACCAAUGCUGCCUUCGCUAAGCUGCCGGCAGAUCUUCUUGCCUCCCUCAGCAAUGACGUCAAUGCUCUCGCCAAUGUUUUGAAAUAUCACGUGGUUCAGGGAUCUAUCCGGAAACAGGACGCUUCCAACGAAGCCCAACUUGAUACAUUGGCUGGCAAAAAAAUCAGGCUCAACAUCUACAGUCAUAACAAUGAAGUUACAGUGGAAGGGUCCAAGAUAACUCACUUCGACCUUCGAGCGGACAAUGGAUACGUCCACAUCAUUGAUACAGUGAUGCUACCACCAGAGGGCAGCAUCGUCGAUAUCGUUGCCGCUUCCUCACAGUUAUCCACCUUGUUGUCAAAAGUCAAAUCUGCAAACCUAGUUUCAGCUCUGCAAGGAGAUGCUCUCACCGUAUUCGCACCAACAAAUGACGCAUUUGCACGUCUAGGAACACACGUAUUGCACAACCUCGCCAAUAACCCCACGCUUCUUAAAGAAAUUUUGGAAUACCAUGUUGUCCCACAUACCGAGUACUCUGCCGGUCUAUAUAACAGAGAGCACGUGAGGACACUGGACACACAUCAUGACGUCAUCAGACUAGGCGUAUCCGGCUCAACAGUCCACGUGAACAACGCACAAGUGGUUAAGGCCGACAUUAAUGCCAGUAACGGAGUUGUCCACAUAAUUGAUCACGUGCUUAUUCCACUGAGGUUCCUAGGAUCUGCAAUAUUUGGAAAGAAGUAACGGGAAGUAACGCUUCGUACUGGAAGUUUUUUCUUAAAAAAAAAUGAAUUAAAACAUAACCAUAUGAACUAUAUUGAAAUGUCUUUCUCCUAAACUACAACGCAUUUGUCGAUAAGCAGAAUAUUGUGGAUAUCUACAAAUGUAAUAAAUCUGUUUUGAUUAA